Molecule: messenger RNA, 2930 nt
Organism: Daktulosphaira vitifoliae (grape phylloxera)
Lineage: Eukaryota; Metazoa; Arthropoda; Insecta; Hemiptera; Phylloxeridae
Gene: mei-9
Product: DNA repair endonuclease XPF
Exons: 17
Coding region: 263-2833 (856 amino acids)
Biological process (GO): resolution of meiotic recombination intermediates; double-strand break repair via homologous recombination; nucleotide-excision repair involved in interstrand cross-link repair
Cellular component (GO): nucleotide-excision repair factor 1 complex
Molecular function (GO): single-stranded DNA endonuclease activity; single-stranded DNA binding; damaged DNA binding
Source: RefSeq, a predicted model, not a curated record
UUUAGGUAUUUAUGGUCAUCCUUCACAUGAAGUUUCCAAGUACACCUUAGAUAUUAUUCAAAAGCAAGUACCAGGAGAAGAAUUUAAACUGAAUUUGUUUGAAUUAGAUGAAGAAAAUGAAACUUUAGUUAUAAAUGAAGAAUAUGAUGAAAAUAUUGAUAAAGAAGAGCAAGUAAUUGAUAUUUUUGGAAUACCUCUUCAAUUAGUUUGGAAUUUAAUGAGUAUAAUCAUAGAAGUACUUUUUUUAUAAAAUAUUUAUAUAAUGCUGCCUUAUGAAAAUCAAAUGUUUCUGGAUAUAUUGCAUGAAGAUGGUCUAGUAAUAUGUGCUAAAGGUCUUGGUUUAGAAACAGUAAUAUUAAAUAUAAUUAAAGUCUAUUGCGAUCCUGGAAAUUUGGUGUUAGUUCUUGGAUCUUCUGCUCCCGAAGAAAAUUAUUGGAUUGAUCAACUAAAAAAAGAUGGUAUUAAGCCACUGCCUAAAGUAUUAUCUGCUGAUACUUCAAUUAGUGAAAGGGAAAAAAUUUAUUUACAAGGAGGAGUAUUGUUUGUAUCAUCUAGAAUAGUCGUUGUUGAUCUUCUAAAACAUAGAAUUCCAACUCCUCAAAUUACAGGAUUUUUAGUUUGUCGAGCUCAUAAUAUUUUAGAGUCAUGUCAAGAGUCGUUUGCUCUUAGAUUAUACCGAAUGGAAAACAAGACUGGAUUUAUUAAAGCAUUUUCAAUUUCAUCUCAGUCAUUUACUUAUGGUUUUACUCGUAUUGAACGUAUAAUGAAAACAUUAUUUGUUAAUAAAUUAUACCUUUGGCCCAGAUUUCAUCUUGCUGUUAAGUCUAGUUUAGAUAAAGUAAAGCCAGAAGUUAUUGAGCUACAUGUAGAGUUAACUCCUAAAAUGAUUGAUAUUCAAACAUCUCUUCUUGAUCUUAUUAAUUUUUCAAUUAAAGAAUUGAAAAGGCUCAAUCCUUCAUUGGAUACAGAAGAACUUACAGUAGAAAAUUGCUUGUCUAAGUGUUUUAAUAAAAUAUUACAAAUGCAAUUAAAUCCUAUUUGGCAUAGGUUGAGUAUUAGUACUAGACAAUUAGUAUCUGAUCUUAAAGUUUUACGUACAUUGAUGUUAUCUGUGACUUCAUUAGAUAGUGUACAUUUUCAAUCAAAGCUAUCAAGUUAUUCCAGCUCAGAUUAUGCUCAUCGAAGUUCAGGAUGGUUAUUACUUGAUGCUGCUGAAACUUUAUUUGUAUCAGCUAAACAGCGACUAUAUAAUUCGAAGAAAGAUGUCUGUCCUGAACCAAAUCCAAAGUGGGGUGGUUUAACUGAAAUAUUAAAAGAAAUUGGCCAAAGUAAUAAUGGUGAAAUUGUACUAAUUCUUGUACAAUCUCUUGAUACAUGUCGUCAAUUAAAAAAACUUCUUGUUGAAGGAGCAGAUAAAUUGUUAAUGCAGUUGUAUAAAAGACUUAUAAAAGAUAAUAAUUCAUCUACAAUGGCUAAACAUAAAGCUACAGAUAAGGAUGAUACAAUUAUAGAGGAUAUCGAAGAAAAUCAUGAAGAUAUAAAUGAAGAAAUUUAUGAAGCUGAAAACUUUACUUUAACUCAGCAAAAAAACCAUGAAAAUUUUACAUUUACUGAGUGUCUUCAAGGUUCUCAUAAUGAAACCACUAAAGAACCGAUAAUCAUACUUCAACAGUAUAAAAAAGAUGGAGAUUUUCUAUCGCUUCCACGUACAUUAAAAGAGUUAAAACCAAAAUUUAUUGUCAUGUAUGAUGUUAACAUGACAGCAGUUAGACAGAUUGAAGUGUUCCAAAAUUCAGAUGCAACAUACAAACUUAUAGUUUACUUUUUAAUAUAUGCUGGAUCUACUGAAGAACAAUCCUACCUUACAACUCUUAGAAGAGAAAAGCUACUUUUUGAUUAUUUAAUUAAAGAAAAAUCUGUUAUGGUUGUACAUAAAGGUCAAGAUGGCAAAGAUGAAGACUGUCUUGAACUAAAUCGAGAUUUAGGUGUUCAUCCUUCUGACCUUUUGGAAAAUGAAGAUAAAUCUUUUAAGCCUAGAGAAAAUAAUGAGCAGAAUGUGACACCUUUAGUUAUUGUUGAUAUGCGGGAAUUUAGAUCAGAUUUACCGGUUUUACUUCAUAGACGAGGCAUUGAUAUUGAUCCAGUCACAUUACAAGUUGGAGACUAUAUUUUAUCUCCAGAUAUGUGUGUAGAAAGAAAAAGUAUUGAUGAUUUGAUUGGAUCAUUAAAAUCUGGUAGGCUUUAUCACCAAGCUCUAAUGAUGUGUCGCCAUUAUACUAAGCCAAUACUACUUAUUGAGUUUGAUCAAAAUAAACCAUUUGAUUUACAGGGAAACUACUUUUUAAGUAAAGAUAUGACUACAAGCCAUCGAAAUGAUAUAACUUCAAAAUUACAGCUAUUAACUUUGCAUUUCCCUAAACUUCGUUUUGUAUGGUCUCCUAGUCCUUAUGCUACAGCUGAACUAUUUCAAGAACUUAAAGAAGGCAAAGCUCAACCAGUUUCAUUAAAAGCUGCUGUAAUUGGAUUAGAAGCUGGUCAAAAUUUUGAUGAAGAAAAAUAUAAUGCUGUGAUUAAAGAUUUCAUGAGUAAAUUACCUGGAAUCACUACACAAAAUAUUUGUAAUAUUUUAAACAAAGGAGUAUCAUUACCAUACAUGUUAAGUAUGUCAGUUGAAAAUUUAAAGACUUUAUGUGGUAAUUCAACAGAUGGUGAAAUAUUGUUCAAUACAUUGCAUGCUAAUCUAAAACCAUCUAAUGAACUCUCAAAUUCCAAAUCUAACAAUUUGAAAACAUUUCGUGCCAGGAAAAAGUUUAAACAUACAAAAUCCAAAUAAUCAUAUAUUAUUAACAAUUUUACCUAAUAAUGUGUUUUUCAAUAAUUAAAUAGAGAAUAAUUUUUCAGAAUAAAUGAGUAGUACAUUUUAAAAAAUA